AUGUCAACAGCAGCUUCUCCCAUCAGAGUCCGUUCCAUCGUGAACAACGAGCGUUUUUCGCCACACGGCAGAGUACAAAUGAAAAAUUCUCCUUCGUCAUCCAGGAGGACACCCGUCUCGAGUCAUCCUCCAACUCCUAAGAGAAUCACUUCAGGUAUUUACGACCUUACUCACUGCCAGGAAGCCCACGGGUCUCGCGUUCGCGUUUCCCCCACAAAGAAAACGGGAUCGUCCACCAGGUUAUCCACAACCAAAAGAACUUUACCAGGCAGGAGAUGCUCAGUUGGUAGGCGGUCGUUGCUUAGGACACCGUCUCCAAACAAGCGCCUUAAGACACCAAUCUCCUUGCCAUCUCCCAAGAUUUCGUCAAGCAAAAUGCAGCAGUUAAGGAGGACACCUGCCAUUGGCACGCCGAGUCCCAGAAGACGAUUGUACUGGGACGACGACAAAGAUGUCUUGAUCCUAGAGGACCUCCGACCUCUCGGGAGUCCUGUGACAGGGCUAGGGGCGGGUUCUCUCAAGAAUGAAUCGACAGAGCCUGAUGACAUCCUUGAACUUGAACAACAGUCGCAGAGGCCCAAGAUAUUCGUCAAUAUGUCUGCGUCCGUCACUCGUGCGAUACUUGAAUGGAUAUAUACAGGUGAAUGCACAGAAACGGCCAGUCUUUCGCGAGCUCUACUCGUCGGCAGCAUCCGCCAUGAUGUGACAGGACUAGCCAGGUCCUGCGAAUACCACCUAGCAGCCGACCUCACUCCAGUCAACGCCCCAGAGUUAAUCUUCCUUGCGCACAAGUACUCGGCCUUGAAGCUUAAAGAGUUGGCUCUUGCCUUUGCCGUUCAAGAGGCAGCAGAGGUAACGGCUCAACCGAUGUGGUCCAAUUUGGCCGUUCGAGUCCCGGGUGUGAUAGCAGAGUAUUCGCGUCGCCUGGCGACUCGGGCGACAUCUGUGGCUAAGAAAUAGUUCAACUUGUAUCAACCUUUGCAUAUUUGAAAGCUUGGAGGAUCAAGGACCACGAAGCUAUUCGCCCGGAGGUGUCUCAGUGUUGACGUUAUAUUCCAGCUCAAGAGCGUUUAGUCUUGUAAGUCAUGUGUUUAUGCAAUGAAUGUAAAUAAAAAAAAACUCAGUGAACGUAACUUAUGAUAGUGCCAAAUGAUAAACACUUGAGUAGAUUUUCAAUCCUAAGUGGAGUAAAAGUGCUUUGUAUGGUGUCAUUCAAAUUAAUAUGGAUUGGUAGUUCUAAACUGGAGUAUGUGAACCAGUUUUAUGUGUGCAAUCAUGCUGUAGUCUUAAGUGAUAGUUUUCGUUAGUAUUCUUUUUUAUCUUGUAGAGUAUUACAAGGUUUAAAAAAAAUGUUUCUCCUGUUGAAAUGCCAGAUACUGAUACAUAUAUUGGAAAAUAUUCUAUUAUAGGGUAAAAAAGAAAUCAUAUCAAAGGCUCUCUUGUAUUCAUCAAUAUUGGGCAGCAGUGCCAUUUCCUGAUAUAUAUAUUGUGGGAAAUAUUCUAUUAUAGGAUAAAAAUGAAAUCAUAUGAAAGGCGCUCUUGUAUUCAUCAAUAUUGGGCAGUUUUUGCAAGGUUUAUAUACGGGAAUGUAAACAAGAAUGUUGUAGAAUGUAUAUGGUGCUGAUGAUAAUCGCCUGUUACUGCAAAACCUGCAGUUGAAGCUAGUGACAAUUGCAAACUGAAUAGAAAAUGUUAAAGUUGCACAUGAUGCACUUGCAACGUCCAGAAACUGGAGCGGUGACUACGUUUAAAUUUGCCUUAGAAUGGAUGUUUUGCGGAUAAUGUUGAAUCAUUAGAGAUCUUAAACCUAAUACCCUGAUAAACAUAAUUUGUUGAUCUGUUUUGAAGCAUUAGGUUAUAUAUUGAUCCAAUAAUGUUUUGCAAAUCACUCUGUGUUUUUCCUUCGUGGUCGUAUGAAUCACAACUCACACAUGCUAUCCAGUUUUAUUUUUUUUACAUGAUUUUGUUAAGUUUUUGUGUAAGAAAACAUCAUAUCGAAGCUGAAGUUUUGACAUAGAUCAUAAGAUUGAAUAGUAUGUAGAUUUUCAACGAUGGAAAUCCAUAUCUUAUUGUGCUAAAGAAUAUAUUACAUGUAUGAUUUUCCCGUUACGCUACGUUUCAUAUCUUGCCUUCAAGGCAUAUACCAAUAACUAAAUAUCUUUAUUUUUAAUUGAACACUCUUAUAUGAUUAUACUUUUUGCCCAUAGUAAUGUGUUUGUAUCACAUGUGGAAUUUAUUUAUGUGUAUAUAUGUAGAGAUGGAGUAUGUUCUAUUAAAUUUCUGAUAUUGA
This is a messenger RNA of Macrobrachium nipponense, 2290 nucleotides long. RefSeq lists its product as uncharacterized. The record is from RefSeq and is a predicted model, not a curated record. The transcript is spliced from 3 exons. The coding region runs from base 1 to 960 and encodes 319 amino acids. Lineage: Eukaryota; Metazoa; Arthropoda; Malacostraca; Decapoda; Palaemonidae.